Trichomonas vaginalis G3 is the source of this 741-nucleotide messenger RNA. RefSeq lists its product as uncharacterized. Bases 1 to 741 code for a protein of 246 amino acids. The transcript has a single exon. The record is from RefSeq and is a predicted model, not a curated record. Lineage: Eukaryota; Parabasalia; Trichomonadida; Trichomonadidae.
AUGUACAAUACCCAGCCUGUUUGCAAGCCGAGGCUGGAUGUUGCUGAAAAAGCACGUGCUUAUGAUAGACAUACCCAUGCUCUUAAAUAUAACAAGCAUUCUCCAAUAUCUACUCAACCUCCUUUGGCACCAAGUGUUAGAAUCUAUGAAAGGUCUAGGAAUGAAGAGCGAGAACUCAUAAAGCAAAAAGACAAAAUCAAUUCUAAGAUUAUUGACGAAGUUUGGAAAAGAGCACAUGGUAUUCCAAUUCCAAAUGAUACAUCGAAAUUAUCAAAACCUCAAACUGCAAGAACUAGAGCAGUUAAAAAACCAUGGAGUUCAUUAUUGCUCGAGAAAGAGUCAUUGUUCCCAAACAAACAAGAACAAAUAAUGAAUUCUUCUCGUUCAAUCCACAGAAAACAAGCUCAAUUUGAAGCUUCUGCAUCUGUAUUUUCUAAAGAACCCGAAUCUGGUAUGCAUGUACGCUAUAACAAGCCAACUCGAAGUAAUAUGAGUCCGUUAAGACGUUCUCAAGAGAAUUCUGCAAGAGUUCCAAGAGCUCACUCUGAUGAUGGCUUCAAAAUAAAUAAUAAUAUUCCGGAAGAAGAUCAAACUAUAGAAGAAAUCGAACCUCCUCCAGAAAACGAGAACGAGAAUGAAACUAUGGACAACGAAAGACCAUCAGCUAUUAUACAAGGAUUGCUUCAAUCAUUAGAUGAUACAUCUGAAAUCUCACAAGAUAUUGUUAAUAUGGAUAAUUAG